AAUAAGUUUUUAGGUUAGAAAAGUCAAAAUACUGCAGGGAAGGCGUAAAAAAGUGAGAUUUCAGGGAUUCACAGACAUUUAUAAACAAUUUUCAAAAAAAAUAACUGCUGACGCUUAUCUUGAUAAGACUAUUAAAAUUAAGUGCUGUUGUUCGAGUAGUUCCACAGAAAACUUCAUUUGAAUCAUUGUAGUUACAACCAUCAACAAACAUGGAACCAUCCACAUGGAUUAAAGAUACCGGGCGUCCUUCCGCUGGACAUCCAUUUUCCAGCCUUAACCCCAAUGCAUCAGAAUUCAUACCCAGAUUCAAUGCUGCACCUUCCACAAGUCCAUCUCCCUUAUUGCAUACUGCUAUACCUUCAGUUAGAGCAUGUUUGCCACCUGGUUAUGCUAUAGUGUCCCCUAUUUGUCCAGUGUCAAGUGGUCAAAGACCCCCUUUUGGUUGCCAGCCAUUUACUUUGCCUCUUCAGGUGCCACAUGCUGAUACAAGCUAUAAAGCUCCAGAUCAUUUGUCUGAAGAGAAACCAGAAUUAGAAGAACCAAUACAAGCCCAAAAAGUUGAAGAGAAACCCAAAACUGACAGUUAUCCUAUUAGAAAUAAUUAUGGAUUUAAUAGAAGGGAUAUUUCCAGAGGAUACAAACACAGUCUGGAAAGCUCUAGGCCAAGAACUGAUUCAGAAAACUUUAGAAGGAACUUAAAUCAAGGCCCAUGGAAUGAAAAUGGAGAAGAAAGACAAGAAGAACCAUUGAGAAAUCAUGAUAGGAACUAUAGAGAAAGAGGUAGUAUUAGAUUAGAACCAAAUCAGCAAAAUAAUGUAGCUAGUGGUGGAGCAAUAGCAACUGAGAAAAAGAAAGAUGCCUAUGAGGAACAACAAAGAAAUUACAGAAGUGGAUUUAAUAAUCGAGGCAGAAGUGGAUACAGACUAAAUACAGAUAGACGAGAAGUGCAGAGGCACCAAAGUGACUUCAAUAGAAAGUUUGAAAAAGGUAAUGAAGACUGGAGAGAUAAUCAGGAAGAAAAGUUCCAUGAACUAUAUAGGUCGCAGAAUAGCAAUUAUAGGGGUGGUUUCUAUAGAGGGAGAGGACAAAGAUGGAACAAAAGUAGGGAACAAAUCUCUUCCCAUGACAUUGACAAAGAGUGUGAAGUAGUCAAGAGUAAGGUUAUGACAGAAGGCGUUGAAGAGAACAAAAUUUGGAGUAAAGAUGGUCAUGAAACAUAUUCCAAACCACUUAAAAGUUAUGAGGGAUAUUACAGAGGUAAAGGUAGAGGAGGGCAUAGAUCAAACAGAGGUAGAAAAUCCCCUAUCCACCAAAAUAAUUUUAAUGAUGAAAAACUAGAAGAUGCUAAACAAAAACUUAAUUUAGCAGAAAAUAAUGCAGGGGAAGAAAAUAGUGAAGCUCAUCACCAAGAUAAUUUGGAGUCAAAGGAGCAUUACUGCAAAGGUGAGUGGGAAAGUUCCUGGGCAGACCAUAAUAGUGAAGAGAAAAUUCUAGAAGAGCCAAACACAAGUUAUCAUCAAAUAAGCAUUGAUGUUAAACAUCAAAAUGAGGUGAAAGAAAAUGAAUUUGGGUCAGUGGGCCAGGGAGAUGAUAAGGAGAAGACUAUAAUUACCUCAGAAAUUAUUAGAAAGAAUGGUGAAGAUGAAAAAGAUUUGACAGAACCAGACAGUAUCCAAAAACCUUUAGUCAAGGAAUGUUCUAAUCAAAAUCAAAUAAUAAGAGAUAAAAGUCCUUCAAAGAGUACAGCAGCUAGGGGAACUGAAAAGCCUGUUGUACAAAGACAAAAUCGAGCAAAAGAGAGAAAUGGUUCAGAACAAAAUGCAAAGAAUUCAUCAAGAAGGGGACGCCUCUCAAAUGCAGAUUUUUCAAAAAAUUAUGAUUCUAAGCCUAGAGGUAGAGGUACUGGAGGGAGAGGAAGAUUAAGUGAUAGACAACCAUUAAAAUCUAAUGAAGUUAAAGAAACCUGCUCUGAGGAACAUUUAGUUUUAAAUGAAUCAAAUCAAAUUUCAGAAACACCUCUAGAAAAAGACAAAAUGAACAGAUCCUGGAUCCAAGAAAUGGAAGAAGAGAGGAACCUGCAGGAGCAAACACAAGAGGCACCUCAAACUUUGCCCUGGAGAACUAGAAAUAAUGGUGGUUCAACUUUUAAAGAUAGAUAUUGGGAUAAGGAAAGAAAAAUGAGGAGAUCAUUGGAGAAACAAAAUGGUGACACUGGUUCAUGGAGGCAUAGGUCAGACACUGUACAGGAAGACUGCAAAUACAGAGAUCCAAGAAUGGAAAGAGAAAAGAAACAAUUUUAUCUAAAACCAACUGGGUUUGAACAGUGGGAGAGACAGUGGAUGAUGAUGCAAAUAGAAAAAGACAUAGAAGAAAUUGAAGGGAAUCUGUUUAAUCAGCCGAAGGAAUUUUCUUUGGUUCACUGUGUUGCUGAGGAUUUCAGAAUGGGCAGUGGAAUUGCUGUGACUUUUAAGCGUGAAUUCGGUAACCAAGCAGAACUCCUGGACCAAUAUGUGAAACCAGGUGGCCUGGCAGUUCUAUUUGACGAGGAACAUCAGCGUUUUAUUUAUUAUUUGGUUACCAAAAAAGAAUCUUCAGGAAAACCGACUUAUCAAGACCUCUGGGAAUCUUUGUGUAAACUUAAAGAUCAUAUUAAGGAAAACAAGGUGACAAAAUUAGCUAUGCCACGACUGGGUUGCGGUUUGGACCGUUUAGAAUGGAAUAAGGUGAAAGCGAUGUUAGCGCAUUUAUUUGACAAUGUUGAUGUUGAGAUUCGAGUGUGUAAUUUAGUUCAGAGUGAACCAGCAGAAGAAAAGAAGUCUAAUACGUGUAAACUGGUGGUAGAGGACAACACCGCCCUAACCAACAUUGACUCAGGGACUCUGUUGCUUUAUUUUACCGACACUGAAGGAACCAGCGACGAUACCAUGCUGCGUUUGUCCAAAAAAUUUAAUUUCAUGGAAGAGUUUAAUCAACAUACGCCAAAAUCUCUUGGGGACAUAGUUUAUUUCGACGAUAACGUCACAAAUUACGGCAUUUGCGGGUGUAUUGUUAGAAAAUCUCCAAAUGACACGAUCAGUUUUAAAGCUUUGCAAAAGUGUAUAGAAAAUAUUAACGAAAAAAAUAAGGCAUUCGGCGACAGUGCAUUCUUAUACGUAGCGAUGCAGUGGGUGAAUGAAGAGGCUUAUUUAGACAAAACGGUUAAUCAAAAGAUAAUUUCCGUUUUGAUUAAUAUUUUAAAGGACGCUAGUGUACAUGUUUGUAAAGGGAAUUUUGGGGACGAAGGAGAGUAGAAGAGGCAUAUUUAGUAAUUUUUUUUAGGAACAAAAUUUAUUUGGAGGGUUUCCAAGAAAGGAAUAACUGAUUCAUUCAAAUGGCGUUUGUCGUGGCGUACAGUGGGGCAAAGAGUGUGUUAUGUUGGUCAGUUAGACCACUAGAGAACAUUUUUUUAGGUAUUUUGAGCUCACUUUAGAUAGAUUCUGAACAUUGGAAAUAUAUGAUAUAUAUGUUAAUUUUUUGUCGGAUAUCAAUAAUAAUGGUGUUGCACACUUAAAGUAAAAUCACAGAUUUAGUUUUUAAAAAUCUAAAAAACGUUAUGAUUAUUUAGACCAUACUCCAUCACACACAACUUUAAUUCUUGCUCUCGUUACCCGCUUCUAUGAUUUUAUCGUAUGCGAAUUCUUCUAGAUAGUUUUAGAAAAUGCUAUUGUUGUUAUGAGAGAGAUCGAAUAUCUAAGGCAGCCAAAAAUUCGUUUGUUUGACAUAAUCUACAUCCAAUACGUACAGAUCCAGAAACCUUAAUUUGCUAUUUUUAGGCGUUUUACUAGAUAUUCUAUGUGUAAUGUAACAUCCAAACACUUUAAAAUUAAUACAGAUGUUACUCUUAUUUUCUUUUCUAUUUUAGUCAUAUUUCCUGAGCAGAUAAAUAAUCCGUGAUGAUGGAAAGUUCCGUAUUUCUUAAAUGAAAUAUUUAAUAUCCACGAUUGUCCUUCGUGGCAAAUUUUGUUUCGUAUUAGGGCUAAAAAUAAAAAUUAUAUGCCUAUAAAAAACUUUCAUUUACCAACAUUCUGUUUUCAAAUAAGUAAGGAACGAAUUCCAUAAAUACCAUAAUCGAUUAGCUAAUGAGGUAAUUGUGCUGGGUUAAUCGGAUCUGAAAAUUUUGUAAUAAAUAUUUCCAGAACGUGUUGUUAGAGAACAUAUUUUUGCAGUGAUUCCUUGUCAUCACUAAAAUAAUUUAAAAACUCAAGCUGUUAGUAAAACACGAUCAGUAUUUAUAGCUAACAAAUAACUUUUUUGUAACGCAUACCUUUUAUCAUCAAAGAAAUUUUCUUUGAGGUUUGUACUUGGUUUGCCCUUUUAGAAAUAUUCGAAUGAGUAUCACUUUUGAGGUCAAAUAUAGAGGUAAUUCCAGCAUUGACAUGUCUAGAAAAUCAUUAAAUUAUGUAUUAAGAGUUUCAUUAAAUGAUCCAUUAUCAUGUAGUAAAUAAAAUUGCUUUAAAAAAUUUCUACAUAACUGAUUAGACAUUGAAGAAGCGAUGUAAAGAAUAGAUUUACCUCUACAUCAAAAUAAUGAAUUUUGUUAUAAAUGACUCUGUCUUAAAUAAAAAUAAAAUUACCUUAUUAAAACACGACCGCAUAUCUAUCUAAGCUAAGAUAUUUGAAAAACAGUGCCUUAAAUCAUAAUUUUGCAAGAAUAACUUCUUUUUCCAAAUUAAAUGGAGGAUCUAACAGUUGACUUCUUAUAAAAAAUAUUUUAUCACCUCGCAGAUUUAAGACAAAAAAGGACCAAGUCUGUCCGUAUGUUACGCCACUGGCAAUUUUUUCAAAAAUUGGCUUUAUCAGUAAUUGACAAUUCACUACAAUAAGCUGCAUGCGAAAUUUAAUUUAAAUUGAGCUGGUAGUUUAAAAAUUAUGAUAAAUAAACAAAUAAUUAUUCUUAACUUUUACACCCUGUAUCUUUGUUAUUUAAUAUUUCUGAGAAAAAUUUUAUAAUGAAAGUCUAUUUCUUUUUAAAUUCUCUAUCACGUCUUAAAAUUAAUGACGUUUAAACUGGACCACCCUGUAUAUUUAUAAACAUUUUUUGACCUGGCCAAAAGUAAAGCAACUUUUUAUUCAAUAUAUGUUGUAUAAAUACCAAAAUAGUUUUAUAAUGAAAAAAACUAAUAUUUUGUAAAAUUUACGUUAUUUUUAAUAACUUCCAGACAACGGUUCCGCAUUGAAGAUACCAGCCUCUGGAUAAUGUGGGGAUCCAUAUUUUUCCAUGACAAUUUUAAAGCGUUAUAAAGUUCUUCCACAUUUUAUAGGUUUUUGCUCUUAUCUUCUUGUCCAAUAUUGCCCAUAAAUUUUCUAUAGGAUUUAAAAUCGGAAACUGCGAUGGCCACUUCAAAACCUCUAUUUUUGCUUGCCUAAACAAGUAUUUGGAGGAAUGUUUGGCAUCCUCUGUUUUUUUCAGAGAGCAAAUGUUUUCUAGCUGGUCGUCUAGCUUGUAAUCCACCAUCCAAUAGUCUCUUUCUGACAGUCCUUGAUGAGACAUUAACUUAUAGGUCUUCAGCAAUUUUGGGCUUGAUUUGAGAGAAACACAAAAAUGGAUUUCUUUUUGAAUAUCUUAAAAUUUGCAUGUCUUCAUACGAGGUAGUUUUUUAGUCUUCCUGUCUUCAAGUUUGAAGACACGUGGCCUUCCUUCUGAAAUUGCUGCACAAUUCCGGAUAAAAUUGAUUUAUGAAUGCCAAAUCGUCUUGCUAUUUCCACUUUUUUCACAUCAUCACGAAACAGAUCGACGACGCGACUUUAAUUUCUUUCGGUAUUGCUUUUCCUGUAGGCAUUGCGAAUAAACUAUUUACGGUCGGGUUUUAAAAUAAUUAUCCGAUUUUAUUCUGGCAUUUUAUCUGCAUUGUAUGCAUUCCUGGGAAGGUACAGUGGUCAUUUAUAUUUUAUUAUAGUCAAACUUAAAUAUAAAAUAAUAGUAAGAGAGCAAAUUUUUUUUUAAGUUGCUUUACUUCUAGCCAAUACUGUAUAUGCUAAUAUAUAAAAGAAAAAGCCAUAAAAUCGCUUGUCCAGAUCUAUACAUCGUACGAAUCCUGUGUCUUGAUCUGCAUUGAAAGUUACUCGAAAUCUUCCAAGUUUAACCCUCCCUCCUUUCUUAAGUCGGUCUCUUAAUGAUGAUCCGUGGAACUUAAUUUCUUUUACUGCUUGACGAAUGAAAAUACCUUUGAUCAUAUGACCUCGUGUAAAUCAAUUAUUCUUACAACGUGUGGUAGCCAAAUUAAAUAAAAACAAAUCAUAUAAUUGUAGCAUGAAUUAAUCAAACUAUUAUGAAAUCAUCUUUUUGAAAAUUGGUAAAUACAUUCAAAAUUUAUUGACCUAUUUAUAAUCUUUUAUUAUUAUUUUAUCUUAUAAUUAUUUAAAAAAUAUGCAAAAAAUAAACCAACCUCAUGUUGUCUCCACACCAGCUUCUCGCCAUAAAGUACUUUGCACCUUCAGACCCUGAGCAGCCUUAAUACAGAACACCCCUUCUGGCAGGUAACUUUAAGAUUUUCCGCGGAAAAUUCAGAGUGCGGAGCUUUACCUCCACCUACCCUAUAUUAUUUUUGAACAACUAUUUUAAAACAUUUAGUCCUCUACAGGUAUGUAUUGUCCUUUACCUACGUGUGUGCUCCUUCCGCGUAUUAGGCUGACAGGCCACGUUACUAAACUCUUUUGACGCACUGCAGGGAAAUAUCGAUACAGACGUUUCCAACAACGUAAAUGUCGAUUUACUACAUAUAUUGAGAUUUUAGAGAUUACACAUAAUUAUUUGAUACACAUAAGUGUGAUUAUUUGAACAUUCGUAAAUAUGUGUUUUAACAAUGGAAAAAGUAUGAUGACACUGAAACGUAGUGUUGCAUGAAGUAUAAAAGAAAAAAAAAAGGUGAUCUAUUACUUGUUGAACUGAAUUACGAAUCAGUAAAUGAAACAUUUUAAGUUAAUAUUGACAAAAGUGCACAUAGUUUAAGGGAAAACCAUUAUAUUAUUAAAAAAAUUAUGUAGGUAAAAUGAAAAUCCUGCUGUAUCCCUCCGCUUAUUUAUUUAUUAAACAUGAUUCAGUUUUUUUAAAUUCCCGACAUAUUUUGGACUCAGCGCUGGGUCUAAACUUUUAGUAACUCCAUUAUCAGGAGAUACUAAAAGGAAAUAGUUCUAAAAGACAAACA
Molecule: messenger RNA, 7184 nt
Organism: Anthonomus grandis grandis
Lineage: Eukaryota; Metazoa; Arthropoda; Insecta; Coleoptera; Curculionidae
Exons: 6
Coding region: 210-3290 (1026 amino acids)
Biological process (GO): peptidyl-glutamate ADP-deribosylation
Source: RefSeq, a predicted model, not a curated record